GAGGAUGACAGUCACAGGAAGACGAGCCUCAAGCUGACCGAGGUGGGAGUGAGGCCAGGCAGCCCCCCAUCUCCCCGACGAGACCCUAUCCUCACCUUGCAACACCGCAUCUUUGAACAAACCUGUGCUUUCUUUUUUUUACAUUUCAAAUAAAUUAUUUAAAUUAUUUCAUAGCAAGGGAGAGGGAUAAGUAAUUUUUAUGCUAUUUUUAAGGCAUCUAUUUUUUUAAUACCAUUUUUGUGUAUGUCCUUGCGCCUGUCCAAGUGGAAAUACCCAGCAUUCAGCCCCCUCGUCCCCUUUCCCCUCCUUGCGCUGGCACCUGUCCUAGCUCUGUACCGUGGCGCCCCCUAUCUGUUGCCUCAGGAACUGUCCAAGCAUGAAGUCCACCCCCCACCCCCGCUGGGAGAUAAACUGCCUACAAAUUGUGCUUCCUGGAACAAAACUUGAGAUUGUGUCCCAGCAGGAAACAGGAAGUCAGAAACUGAUCUUUUCAUAGGAUACCGUGCCUGAAACUGUUUGGAUGAUUGUUUUAAUGUUUCUGAAAUCCCUUAUACCUUUGUAAAAAAAAAAUAAUAAUAAAAGAAAUGAAAGUAAAUAGAGGUUGAAUUGUGCAAUGGAAAGAAUAGCAAAAUAAUAAACAUCUUGCUAGACGUUUCAAUACAUGAAGCUUUCCUUGUGUUGCACAAAUGUGUGCACCUGUUGUUGUGAGCCACACCCGUAGGCUGGAACAGGUAGGGGAGAGAGGGACCCGGUCUUCCACAGCGUAUUCAAAGUUAGGAGACUGGGGGAAGACCAGGGGCAGAAGUGCAUAGUGCUUUACGGAGCAUAUAAGACUUUCUGGAGGAGGUGGCAGGCCAAAAUCCUAUGGCCCUGAGUAGGGCAAAGGACACUUGGGGUAUGGAAGAGCGUCCAGCCACAGGUUUCGAUUUCCCGGGCCAGAGCCCCACCCCGCCUGGCGGAAGUACCCGGGACUCGGACGCACGCAUGGCGGCCAGCGCGGCGCCCAGCGGGACCCAUGGUGGGCAGGACCCAGGAGAGCUUGAGGGGGCGUGCGGCUGGCGCUGCCCGGAGCACAGCGACCGCGUGGUCGAGCUCUUCUGCCGCCGCUGCCGCCGCUGCGUGUGCGCGCUGUGCCCGGUGCUGGGCGCGCACCGCGGCCACCCCGUGGGCCUGGCGCGGGAGGAGGCGGCGCACGUGCAGAAACUCAGCCGGGACUGUUUAAAGCAAUUGGCAACCAAGAGACAGCAGCAGGCUGCUAAUGUGGCCCACAUAGAGGACUCAGCAGCGAAGCUUCAGGCUCAUGCAGAGUCGAGUAAAACUUGGCUGACGGGGAAAUUCGCUGAACUCCGAUUACUGCUUGAAGAGGAGGAGGCUCUGGCCAAGAAGUUCAUUGACAAAAACACACAGCUGGCUCUGCAGGUGUAUCGGGAGCAUGUCGAGUCUUGUGAGGAGCACAUUGAUGUCCUGAACAAGCUCUCCAACAGGGUCUGGGGCAUCAGCCAGGAGUCCAAUCCUGUGCAGCUGCUGCAGGCAUAUUCAGCCAUGGAGCAGGAGCUGCAGCGGCACAUGAGCCUCGGGGAGCUGAGCUACCCAGUGCCCUUGUCCUUCGAGCCCAUCAAGAACCUGUUUAGGGGUCUGGCCGAAGCCCUGCACAGCACCUUACAGACACCGCUGGAUGUGCGCCUGAAGGAGAAUAUGAACUGCCAGCUCUCCGGCCCUUCCUGCCCCAAGCCAGGUGCCUUGUUGAAAACAAGCCCUUCUCCAGAGAGAUCUCUGUUCUUAAAAUAUGCACGCACGCCUACGCUCGACCCGGACACGAUGCACGCCCGCCUGCGCCUCUCGGCCGACCACCUGACGGUGAGCUGCGCCCUGCUGGGCCGCCUGGGCCUGGCGCCCGCUACGCGCUUCGACGAGCUCUGGCAGGUGCUGGCCCGCGACUGCUUCGCCGCCGGCCGCCACUACUGGGAGGUGGACGUGCAGGAGGCGGGCGCCGGCUGGUGGGUCGGAGCGGCCUACGGCUCCCUGCGGCGCCGCGGAGCCUCGGCCGCUGCCCGCCUGGGCUGCAACCGCCAGUCGUGGUGCCUGAAGCGCUACGACCUCGAGUACUGGGCCUUCCACGACGGCCAGCGUAGCCGCCUGCGGCUCCGCCACGACCCCGACCGCGUGGGCAUCUUCCUGGACUGAGGCAUGAACCACCUGCACACCUUCCGCACCACCUUCCAGGAGCCACUCUACCCUGCGCUGCGGCUCUGGGAAGGGGUCCUGAGCAUCCCCCGGCUACCCUGAAGGGGCGGAGACCGCAGCCAUGCCCCCGCCCCGUCUAGGCCCUCUCCAUGGCCAGGGCCUGUCUAGUGUUUUGAAUGGUUUUUCUCCUAGGCUAAUUUGAAGCCGUAAACAAUGGUGGAAGUGGUGUUCCCUUAGUUAAAGUUUCUGAAAGGUACAUACCCUCAGGCGAGUCCUCUCUGCCUUGGCACAUGCCCCCUACUCCGCUGGCCCAUAGUAGGCACUCCGUGGAGAUCUGUGGGUAAGUAAUCACCCCUCUCCCAGAUCUUGUGGUCCUUAAGGUUCCUAGAAGCUGCUAGAUCCUCCCUGCCUCCCCAUCCCUGCACGAGCCUCCUAACACUUCAUCUUCUCCCAUCUUCAUCUUCCACCCAAAAACCAGGGUGAUUGG
This is a messenger RNA of Ochotona princeps (American pika), 2671 nucleotides long. It is a transcript of the gene TRIM14, whose product is annotated as tripartite motif containing 14. NCBI's taxonomy places the organism in Eukaryota, Metazoa, Chordata, Mammalia, Lagomorpha, Ochotonidae. Gene Ontology annotation, molecular function: protein binding; zinc ion binding. The record is from RefSeq and is a predicted model, not a curated record.